AUGGGAUCUUUAAGUGCUAAAGAACUAGAAUUCAUUUUCGGCCUUCUGGGUAAUAUAAUAUCUUUCCUUGUAUUUUUGUCACCAUUGCCAACCUUUUAUACGAUUUGGAAGCAGAAAUCAUCGAAAGGUUUCCAAUCAAUACCAUAUUCGGUUGCGUUUUUUAGCGCUUCGUUGUUGUUGUACUACGCAUUCCUCAAGACGAACGCUUACAUGAUUGUUAGCAUCAACGGUAUUGGAUGUGUCAUUGAAGCGAUUUACCUCUUAAUCUACCUAAUGUAUGCACCCAAAAAGUCCAAGAUUUUCACGAUGAGAUUGAUCGUCUUUUUUAACAUCGGAGGCUUAGGGCUGAUGACGGCAGUUUCUCAACUUGGGUUUAAAGGUCCGAAGAGGGUAUCUUUUGUAGGAUGGGUGUGUGCUAUUGUCAACAUAGCUGUUUUUGCUGCUCCUCUAAGCAUCAUGAGACAGGUCAUAAGAACAAAAAGCGUAGAGUUCAUGCCGUUCACGCUAUCCUUCUUCCUCACCCUUUGUGCAAUAACAUGGUUCUUCUACGGAUUCUUCGUUAGGGAUUACUAUAUUGCAAUGCCAAAUGUUCUGGGGUUUUUAUUCGGAAUUGCUCAAAUGAUCUUGUACAUGAUCUACAAAAAUGCGAAGAAGGUUGGUGAAACGAAUCUUGAUCGUGAGCUCAAGCAAAACAGGGACGUCGAAAAUAAUACGAGCAAUAUUAUUGAGGAAGCAAUUUGAACCUUAAAAUUCGUCGGAAUGAUGUUUUCGAGCAAUUACGCCACAAGA
Messenger RNA from Erythranthe guttata (spotted monkey flower), 789 nucleotides. Its product is annotated as bidirectional sugar transporter NEC1. The record is from RefSeq and is a predicted model, not a curated record. Gene Ontology annotation, biological process: carbohydrate transport. Gene Ontology annotation, molecular function: sugar transmembrane transporter activity. Gene Ontology annotation, cellular component: membrane. NCBI's taxonomy places the organism in Eukaryota, Viridiplantae, Streptophyta, Magnoliopsida, Lamiales, Phrymaceae.